This is a messenger RNA of Rhizophagus irregularis DAOM 181602=DAOM 197198, 2336 nucleotides long. RefSeq lists its product as uncharacterized. Lineage: Eukaryota; Fungi; Glomeromycota; Glomeromycetes; Glomerales; Glomeraceae. The record is from RefSeq and is a predicted model, not a curated record. Gene Ontology annotation, biological process: nuclear-transcribed mRNA poly(A) tail shortening; regulation of DNA-templated transcription. Gene Ontology annotation, cellular component: CCR4-NOT core complex; P-body; nucleus.
UCAUAUUGAUCAACAGACGACAGUCGUAUACAUUACACGUGACUGAAUAAUGUAAUUGUUUUUAUCUAAAAACGAACAUCACAGAAUAGAUUUCUAUUGCACUAAAUAACCCUUUUUUUGAAUAAUAAAAAGUUUAAAUACUUGUUACAUUAUGGCGAAUAGAAAGUUACAAACCGAGAUCGAUCGUGUUCUCAAAAAAGUUGCAGAAGGAGUCGAAACUUUUGAAGGCAUUUUCGAUAAAAUUCAAGCAACAACAAAUUCUAAUCAAAAAGAAAAAUUAGAACAAGAUUUGAAGAAAGAAAUCAAAAAACUUCAAAGACAUCGAGAUCAAAUAAAAACAUGGAUUUCUUCAAAUGAUAUAAAAGAUAAGCGGGCACUUCUUGAAAACAGACGUCUGAUAGAACAUCAAAUGGAAAAAUUCAAAGCGUGUGAGAAAGAGAUGAAGACAAAGGCAUACUCUAAAGAAGGCCUACAACAGUCAACGAAAAUGGAUCCAAAGGAAAAAGAAAAAAUGGAAACAUGUGAAUGGGUAUCAAAUCAAAUUGAUGCUCUAAGCACACAAAUUGAAACCGCUGAAGCUGAAGUUGAACAAUUACAAAGUGUUGUGAAAAAAAGUCGGAAGGAUUCUCAGAAAGUUGAACGAUUGGGUGAGGUAGAAAAUAUUAUAGAAAGACAUAAAUGGCAUGUCAAUCGGCUAGAAUUAAUAUUGCGGUUAUUAGAAAAUGGUAAUAUUCCUCCAGAGAAGGUUAUUCACAUUAAAGAUGAUAUUAUUUAUUACAUUGAAAGUAAUCAGGAACCUGACUUCGCCGAGGAUGAAAAUAUAUACGAUGAUUUGAAUCUUGAAGAGGAGGAGGAGUUAUGGGGUAUUGCAAAUGAAGAACAUCAUAGUAGUCAUGACUCCAUAACUGAUGGAGGUAUUUCGUAUACAGAGCCAAGGACACCACAAAAGGAGCUAUCAAGUCCUUCAACUUCACCCACAUCAAGAAUUGCACCUAAAACACCGGUGUCUGUUCCAUCAAUAAAUAACUUCACUACCUUUGAAUCGGCUCCUCGGCCGAAGGAAGAAGACAAGCCAAAACUUCCUCCUCCUCCUCCACCGGUUUCAACGCCAACUCCUACGACUUCAGUGCAAGCUUCUGCAUUACCAACUCCCAUACCUACGCUUGCGAACACUACGACUGUUAACAAUCUUCAGUCUCCACCAUCCACAACGAUAUCAUUCCCUCAGGCAAAAGCUGCACUACCUACUUCAGUACAAACACGAACUAUAGCAGCUGUAACAAAACAAGCGGCUCCAUCAGUACCACAACCCCAGCCGCUACCGACAACAACACAACCAAUUCCACAUUCACAAUUAUCAACACAAUCACAGCCUGCUGGCGAUACUAAAAAAGAUAUUUCACAUGAUUUCGCUGAUAUCAGCAAGCAGCAAUUUUCACAAUCCAAUGAUAUACAGCAAAGUCAAACAUCAACAUCUCUUUUGCAACCUAUUCUUCAACAACAAGCCAAUCCUUUAUCGUCACAGUCGCAAUCACAAACUCGAGAGAGCAUAUCUGUAACACAAACAGCAACUAUACAGCCUAUACAACCUUCAUCUGAUAUUAGCCCGCCUGAACCAAAUAAACAAGAAGGUUCCUCUAACCAAGGAUCUUCUUCAGAAAGUCGUAUACCAGCUGCACUUGCCGAUUUAGUACAAUCAUAUGAGGCAGCCGAAGAGAAAUUCUUAGGCAAAGAAGAUGGAUUUCAUGUUCAACAAAUGCUUGAUGCCAGUCUUCAAUAUGUCCCGGAAAGCUUAGAUUCUGAAAGACCCAAGUAUUAUGCGCCACGUAAUCCAUAUCCCACAUCGGGUUUCUAUCCACAGAAUCCACCACAAAUUUUCGAUAAUCCUGCACUAUUCGAGAAAUUUGAUCUCGAUACACUCUUUUUUAUAUUUUAUUAUCAGCAAGGAACUUAUCAACAAUAUCUUGCUGCAAGAGAAUUAAAAAAACAGUCAUGGAGGUUUCAUAAAAAAUAUCUGACAUGGUUCCAAAGACAUGAAGAACCAAAAGCAAUUACGGACGAAUACGAGCAAGGAACUUACAUUUAUUUUGAUUACGAAGGUGCUUGGUGUCAACGAAAGAAGACAGAAUUUAGAUUCGAAUAUCGAUUCUUAGAAGAUGCGGAAUUAAUAUAAAUAUUAUUCUAAUUAUAUAGUACAUAUUCAUAUUUAUUAAUGUAUGAAUAAUGAAUAGAUUGUAUAAAUACCUUAAUAUCAACUAUUUUAUAUAAUCUUAAAUUGUGCACAUAAAAAUACAUAAAAUAAAGUUUAGCAUUUCAACUUAGUCACGUUUUUUUUC